ACAUGAUUCUACUCGAGGUGUUUUAGUGAUGUACUGAAUGCCGACGCAGCAGCGCGCAACAUGAACGUGAAAUAGUUGUAGCAUUCUUGUUGUAAAUAACAAUUUGAUAAGGUUUGGGCACAAAUAAUUCAACAUGGAGAUUUUUGGAAGUGCGUUUGAUGAUUCUAUGUUUGGCGAAUCUAAGGACAAGGUGUCCGUCAGUCUGUUACCCUACAAAGCCAAAUUAUGUGAAUCGCAGUGGUUUUGUCAGAGUUCAGCUCUUGACACAGAAGACUCGUUGGAAAAGCAGAAGGUUUUUAAAUUCCGAGGGGAUCUCGCCUGCAGGCAGAGGAACUACAAAGAAGCCCUGGAAGCAUACAAAAGCUGCCUCGAAUGGGUCCCUGACACUAACUUGACGAUCCGAAGAGAUGUGUGGGAAGGAAUGGCCCGAUGUUACUCCAACCUAGGACAAGGGGAGAGAGCCCUGGAGGUUGCUGACUUACUGAGCAAAGAAGCCUCCAACUCCUGUCAUUUAACCAGCCUGCUGCUACUGAAGGUCAGCAUCCAUCAUCAUUCUGGAGCGAUUGGAGCCAAGACGGGGUCACUGGAACAGCUGUGCAGCCUGAUUCCCUAUAACCCCUGGCACUGGUACAACCUGGGACAGACCUGCCUACAGCAGCUAGAGGCCACCGCAUCACUCGGCCCCUGUUCCCUAAAGGAGCGAGCUGCCGGAGCCGAGCCUGAUGGCAGCGGGACGGAGGAAGGUCAGCGAGGAGAGGGGAGAGACGGGGGCGGAGAGGACAGAGCCUGGCUGGAGGCCUGCGUGUGUUUCAUCAGAACACGACUCUUACUGCGCAUGCUUCGCCCGCAGCAGUCCUCCUUUGUAUUGCAGCGCAGCGAGUGCGCCCUCUGCAGGUCAGAUGAGGCACUAGAGCGACUCAACCCUACGGAGGAGACGUUGCAGACGCUGACUGCGGUGUUGUCAGAGGACCUGGCUACAGAGAAGAUGAGGGAAGACAGCCAGGAUGGUGAGAGUCUGGUCAGUGUUGGUGAACUCAGCUUCAGGGAGUGCUGGUGGAACAAGGUGUUGGAAAGCCAGCGCACAGGAGGAGACCAAUACAGACCAGCCGUAGACGGAUGCCAAGCCACAACAGAUUUAGAAGGCUGACUUAACAUUGAGAGGGGAAACCGUUUUUAGUGGAGGAUUGUACCUUUGGUGGAACAUUGUAAAUGCCCCAUCUGGGAGUCCAUACGAAUGUAUAUUACAAUUUAAAACCUGCCUACCUUAAAAUAAACACUUACAUUUUUAUUUUGGAAUAUUUAUUGUGAAACUAUUUGUUAAUAAAACAUGAAGCUUUUAUGGAUUUUACAUUGA
This is a messenger RNA of Gadus morhua (Atlantic cod), 1354 nucleotides long. RefSeq names its product chromosome 11 C8orf76 homolog (gene c11h8orf76). Lineage: Eukaryota; Metazoa; Chordata; Actinopteri; Gadiformes; Gadidae. Bases 134 to 1147 code for a protein of 337 amino acids. The record is from RefSeq and is a predicted model, not a curated record. Gene Ontology annotation, molecular function: protein binding. The transcript is spliced from 8 exons.